AUGCCGGUCAUGCCCAUCCCCCGGCGGGUGCGCUCCUUCCACGGCCCGCACACCACCUGCCUGCACGCCGCCUGCGGCCCGGCGCGCGCCUCGCGCCCAGCCCGCACCAAGUACAACAACUUCGACGUGUACGUCCGCGCGCGCUGGCUCUACGGCUUCAUCCGCUUCCUGCUGUACUUCAGCUGCAGCCUCUUCACGGCCGCGCUGUGGGGCGCGCUGGCCGCCCUCUUCUGCCUGCAGUACCUGGGUGUCCGCGUCCUGCUGCGCUUCCAGCUCAAGCUGUCGGCGCUGCUGCUGCUGCUGGGCCGCCGGCGCGUGGACUUCCGCCUCCUCAACGAGCUGCUGGUCUAUGGCAUCCACGUGACCAUGCUGCUGGUCGGGGGCCUGGGCUGGUGCUUCAUGGUCUUCGUGGACAUGUGA
Rangifer tarandus platyrhynchus (Svalbard reindeer) is the source of this 420-nucleotide messenger RNA. Lineage: Eukaryota; Metazoa; Chordata; Mammalia; Artiodactyla; Cervidae. The record is from the annotation of a GenBank genome assembly.